AUGAAGUAUCGUGUCGAAGAUGUGAAAACUGUUCUGACCGAUGAUGAGAAUCCAGAACCAACUAACGACAAGCAGAGGCAACAACUCUACAAUCUGAGAAAGAAGGAAAUUUUGAAGGUAUUUCAAGAAAUGGAACAAAAAGAACAUCAAGUGUUAACUGACAUAUUCAAAAAUGUUCUUCCAUUCGACAAGAUGGGAAACUUUGAUUUGAAAUUACUGAAUUUAACAAGCUAUGAAAAUCAAGAGCUUGCCACCACUUGUCUCAGAUUAUUAAUUCGAAAAUUUAGAGCUGCGGAUGAAUUAGCUGCUGCUUUACCAAAAGUAGAAUUAAUUGUCUCAAAGGAAAUGGCUUUAACCUAUGAUCAUCUCAGAAAACAGACCAAUGAUUUGAGAAGCAUUUUUGGAUACGGACGAAGCAAUUAUCUUGGAGCUCGUCACAUCAGCGAAUACGAAGUGAAAAAAGCCAUGAAAGCUCUUGAUGAAAUUCUCAAAGAUAUGACCACCAAUGAAAAGAGAAGUCAAAGAAUUAUUAGAAAUUUGGGCCUCUUUGAAAUCACUCUCUCGGUGUUGAGAAGCGAAUGGAUGGUCUCAAAUGAAAUCAAAGAAAGUUGUCUUAAGGUUUUAACAGCAUUCGUAAAAGAGAAUCCAGAAAAUCAAAAAUUACUCUUUCCCUAUAUGGAAUUUUUCAUGAGAAUGAUCACAGAACACAAAAAACUGAGCAAAUCCAUUGUUAUUCUAAUGUGUGAAUGUGUGAGAAAUAAUCGAGCAUUGUGUAGCACCAUUGAAGAGAAGCACAUUGAGCAAUAUAUUGAUCUCAUUGCAGAACAAAGAAGUGCUUACAUGUUACUCUUUUUGAGAACCAUUCUUUCGACACACAAUGGAAACCCAAUCAAAAGAAAUCAAUCACUCAUUACAAAAUAUUUACUCGAACGAAAGAAAGAUGUGGUGAUUUUAUUCAAAGACGAGGAAGGAAUGAGAGAACGAAACAAUCGAAUUUCAAAAGAGGAACACAAAACAGAACCUGAAGGAAUUUUAAAUUAUCACAUUGCAUUAUUGCACUUGUUAGCAACGGCUGCAGAUGGAAAAAAUCGAGAAAGUGAACAACGUCUUCAAACUCUCUUCACAUUGGAAGAAUUAUUGGAACAAGUCAUAUCUCCAUUUACAUUGCCAAUGAUUAGAAAUCCACUUGUGAAAAUUAUUAAUGAAGUUUAUGUCAAUGUUGAAAAAGUGACAGAAGUGAGUGGAGGAAGUGGAGAUGGACAUAAGAAAUCUACUAAUAUUAAUAUUCAUCAUCCUUUAAUGUACAAGAUGUUUUCAAAAAUGAUUCGUGAAUUUGAAUUUGCUGAAAUGAGUGCAUUGGCGCUCAAUGUUUCUGGAGGGGAACAUAUCACUCCUCAAAAAUCAUCCAAUGUCUUGUCAGCUGUUACGUUGACCAAUAAUAGAGCAUCUACGAAACCAUCAGUAGCCAUGAGACAGAGCCGAGCACUUGGAGUGAAUAUUCCCUCAGCACGACUCUCAGCAACAGGUCCAAUUCGUGCACAAAUUACCGACGAAGAUCUCGAGAAAAAUUAUAUUGAUAAUUAUUAUAUUUUUGAAAUUAUGAUUCCAGUGAUUCAUAAUUAUUUUCACCUGCAUUUCCCUCCUCCAAAUGUCACAAAAGAACAAUUGGAUAUUGCUGAAGAUCUUUUGUUGAAAUUAAUUGAUUUACACAAACAUACAGCGAAUCAGGAACAACGUGACAAGAUUUUCAAAUGUGUAACUGCCAUGUGGAAGAAGAGUAUGUCUCCUGAAAGUCAAAUUGCAAUUACAAAAUUUGUGACAUCAAAAUCAUCAAAAGCAAAAGUGAAUCGCACUCACAUUACACACGCCUAUGUCGUCGAGACCGAUGAAAUUAUUAACAAGACCUAUCGCAAAUAUUUACAGAGGAGAAUUAUUUCAAAGAUUUUGCGUACAAGUGAAUUCAGAAAGUUGGGAAAUCUUUAUGAAAAGUACAAUGGUUUUGUGAAGGUUCUUGUGAGAAUCCUUCGUAAAUUGAAUGACUCUGGAGCCUCUUACGAUCAAUCCCUGUUAGAUGUUGGACUAUUGGGCCUAGAAAUUCUCAAAACAAUUGUUCACUCUCAAAACAAACGUUCCAAUUUACCUAAAAAGAAGAAAAAGAAAUCAACUGAGGAAUUUGAACCUUUGGAUUACGUCGAGAAGAAACUUCCAUUGGUGGUGAUGGAAUUGCUGACCUCACCAAAUCCUCUCAUUGUGAAAUCUGCUCUCGAACUUGGAAUUUUGAUUUUACGACAUGGUUAUGGAGUCAUUCAAAAAGAAUUUUACAGAAUUUUGACAGAGACAGAUACAAGUUUCUUUUUCAUUUCUAUUCGAGAUCGACUUCGAUUGGCAAAGAAGGAAAUUAAAGAGAAAAAAGAAUUACCUUAA
Molecule: messenger RNA, 2424 nt
Organism: Naegleria fowleri
Lineage: Eukaryota; Heterolobosea; Eutetramitea; Acrasida; Naegleriidae
Exons: 1
Coding region: 1-2424 (807 amino acids)
Biological process (GO): calcium ion transmembrane transport
Cellular component (GO): membrane
Molecular function (GO): calcium channel activity
Source: RefSeq, a predicted model, not a curated record